Molecule: messenger RNA, 1410 nt
Organism: Daucus carota subsp. sativus
Lineage: Eukaryota; Viridiplantae; Streptophyta; Magnoliopsida; Apiales; Apiaceae
Product: TMV resistance protein N-like
Exons: 2
Coding region: 34-999 (321 amino acids)
Biological process (GO): signal transduction
Source: RefSeq, a predicted model, not a curated record
GUUGCUAGGGUCAGUAUACAUAUCAUGUAAAUUAUGGAACUGUUUGCUUUACAACAUUCUAAACUAAACACUAGCCAUUACAUACCUUAUCCAACUUUUUUUUUUUUGCUAAUUUUUAGACAAUUUGUUGAUUGCCUUAUGCCUCUGUUGUCAAUGGAUAGAUUACUCAAACAAGCUACCUCUCUGGUUUUCCCUUCUUUGUUCCCAACCUCUCCGAGGAAUUACAAUGUCUUCUUGAGUUUCAGAGGAGAAGAUACACGAAAGAGCUUCACGGACCAUUUAUACAAUGCACUGAAAUUGGCUGGUUUACAAGUUUUUAUAGAUAAUACAGGUUUGCCAAGAGGGAAGGAAAUUUCCCCUGGACUGAUAAAAGCUAUUCAAGAAGCAAAAGUUUGUAUUGUAAUUUUCUCAAAAAACUAUGCUUCUUCAAGAUGGUGCUUGGACGAGCUCUUGGAGAUCCUAGAUUGCAAGAAGAAACUAGGGCUAAUUGUUCUUCCUGUAUUCUAUAAGGUUGACCCUUCUUUCAUAAGACAUCAAAAGGUCCAUUUUGAAGAGGCUCUUGACACGCAUAAAUGGUUUGGAAAAUGUUUUUAUGGUGACCAUCAAACGAAGAAGGAAAAGAUAGAAAUGUGGCGAGCUGCAUUACACGAAGCUGCUAAUAUAUCCGGCUACUGUCCUGACAACGAUGCAAAUGGGCAUGAAGCAACUACAAUCGAGAAAAUUGUUGAGGAUGUUCUUCAUGUAGUAGAUCCUGAUAAACAUUUGAAAUAUUCCAAGAUCAUGGGAGAAAUCAAAACUCGUCUGUCAUUCAUGAACAUCGAGAACAAUGUACAUGUGAAUGGAAUAAUGGGAAUCACAACCAAAACAAUAGUUUCCAGUGGUAUAGCCAGAACAGUAGCCAAUGCAGUAGCUAAUCCCCAAGGUAUCUUGGUAGAAGCAGCAACAGCAGCAGUUGCCAGAGUUGUUGCUGAUAAGGUUUUAGAUACCCUCAAUUUUUAAGUUAUAGCUGAAUCACAGAUGGCACUUCAGUAAAUUAUCUUAUAACAACUAAUACUCCCUCUAUUUGAACACCGAGAGUCUUUUCUAAAAAUUUCUUUUCUACUCUGCUAAAAUCCUGAUAUCCAUUUAUUUACUAUACUAAAAUAUGAUCGAUAUCAUUUGAUUGCUCAGUACAGGUGUUACAAUCAGGCUAAGCAAACAGUAGGCUGAAUUGUUGUUCAUCUAGCAAGAAAAAUGAAGGGCAUAUUGCAACCCAUGUAGCUCCUGAUUAAUGUCCAGAAAGUGUAUCUGUAUAUCUAGUACUAAGCAAACUAUAAUGUAUUAUCAGUUACAAUUGCAUUUGUGUCAUUAUUCAGAAAAAUGUUCUUCCUUUUUGUGCCUUUCUUCUGAGACUCUCAAAUAAAAAUUUCA